This is a messenger RNA of Dermatophagoides pteronyssinus (European house dust mite), 1217 nucleotides long. It is a transcript of the gene Gyg, whose product is annotated as glycogenin 1. The record is from RefSeq and is a predicted model, not a curated record. Gene Ontology annotation, molecular function: glycosyltransferase activity. Lineage: Eukaryota; Metazoa; Arthropoda; Arachnida; Sarcoptiformes; Pyroglyphidae.
GCAUGCCAUGUUUGUUUGUCUGUGAAAAAAUUCAAACAACAACAAAAAAAAAUCUUAAAACAUCUUUGUGUUUGUUCGACAUUUUCUUGUUUUCGUUGAUUCUAUUUAUAAACACAAAUUUUUGCUUGUAACAUUUUCAUUAAAUCUUUGAAAAAAUUCGUUCAGCAUCUUUGAAGAUAUUCUGUGAUAAAUAAUUAAACGAUAAUCACCGAAAUUCGUUGAAGAAAAAAAAACUCAAAAAUGUCUUCCGAAGCAUUUGUAACAUUAGCAACGAAUGAUAAUUAUGCUAUCGGUGCAAUGGUAUUAGCAUCAUCAUUACGUAAAGUUGGUACUCAAAAACAUUUAUUCAUAUUGAUUACCGAUAAUGUUUCCGAUAAAAUUAGAGAAGUAUUGAAUAAAUUUUUCGAUACAAUUCAAUUGGUAAAUUUAUUGAAAAGUCCUGAUCCAAAAAUACUUGAAGCAUUAAAAAGACCUGAAUUAUCAGUUACAUUGACAAAAUUAUAUUGUUGGAAAUUAACACAAUUUACUAAAUGUAUUUUUAUGGAUGCAGAUACAUUAGUUGUACAGAAUAUUGAUGAAUUAUUUGAACGACAGGAAUUAUCCGCUGUACCGGAUAUUGGUUGGCCGGAUUGUUUUAAUUCGGGUGUUUUUGUUUAUCAACCAUCCGAACAAACAUUUAAUAAUUUAAUUGAAAUGGCUGCACGUGAUGGUAGUUUUGAUGGUGGUGAUCAAGGUUUAUUAAAUCAAUAUUUUUCUGAUUGGUCAACCAAAGAUAUUGACCAUCAUCUUUCAUUUAUUUAUAAUAUGACAUUGGCAUCAACUUAUUCAUAUUUACCAGCAUUUAAAAGAUUUGGUAAAAAUGUUAAAGUAAUACAUUUUCUUGGAUCAUUAAAACCAUGGUAUUGUUCAUAUAAUGCAUCAACAAAAAAACUGAAUACAUUUAUUGGUAAUGAUCAUGCACGGGAAUUUAUUGAAAAAUGGUGGCAAAUGAUGGUUGAUAAUGUUCAUCCAGUUAUUGAACAAUUAAAUAUUGUUGGAUCAAUGUCAAGUAUGGCUAUUAGUAAUCCAAAUCAACCAUCAUCAUCCAUAACAACAACAACAGCGGAUGAUGAUCGUUAUCAAGCAUGGCAACAAGGACAAAUGGAUUAUCUUGGUGCCGAUAGCUAUGAUAAUAUACAAAAACGUUUAGAUCAAUCUAUUCAUGGUCAACAAUGAAC